CCCCUUCCGGCUCUUUUCCCAGCCCCUCCAGCCCUGAGGUGUUGGGUUCGGGUGCUGGCAUCUGGGUUCUCCCGGUUUCCGCGGCCGGUGCCAAUUUGAGUUCAAAGCCUCCGGUACGCGCUUGGGCCUGAUUUGUGGAGGGGGGGCGGGGAGGGACCUGCAGCUUGCGGCCCCGCCCCCUUCUCCCGCUAGCCCGCGAGCGGAUCGGCCCGCCUCCGGCUUCGGCCGGCACUGGGGCCGCGUUCCCGGUGCAACCCGGUAGCCGAGGCCUGAGCUUCUACUCGCAGGUGCCGGUGUCGAGGCCCCAGGGCACAGCCCGGUUCGGCCUCAUGGUGGGUUUUGGAGCCAACCGGCGGGCUGGCCGCCUGCCCUCUCUUGUGCUAGUGGUGCUGCUAGUGGUGAUCGUUGUCCUUGCCUUCAACUACUGGAGCAUCUCCUCCCGCCACGUCCUGCUUCAGGAGGAGGUGGCCGAGCUGCAGGGUCAGGUCCAGCGCACUGAGGUGGCCCGCGGGCGUCUAGAGAAGCGCAAUUCGGACCUCUUGCUCUUGGUGGACACGCACAAGAAACAGAUCGACCAGAAGGAGGCCGACUACGGCCGUCUCAGUAGCCGGCUGCAGGCCAGGGAGGGCCUGGGGAAGAGAUGUGAAGAUGACAAGGUUAAACUACAGAACAACAUAUCAUAUCAGAUGGCAGACAUACAUCAUUUAAAGGAACAACUUGCUGAACUUCGACAGGAGUUUCUUCGACAAGAAGACCAGCUUCAGGACUAUCGGAAGAAUAAUACUUACCUUGUGAAGAGGUUAGAGUAUGAAAGUUUUCAGUGUGGACAACAGAUCAAAGAAUUAAGAGCACAGCAUGAAGAAAAUAUUAAAAAGUUAGCAGACCAGUUUUUGCAGGAACAAAAGCAAGAGACCCACAAAGUUCAAUCAAAUGAUGGAAAAGAAUUGGGUAUAAACGAUCAUGUAGUACCUAAAAAUAUUCCCAAAGUAGCUGAGAAUGCUGCAGAAAAGAAUGAAGAACCGUCCAGCAAUCACAUUCCACAUGGGAAAGAACAAAUCAAACGAAGUGGUGAUGCAGGGAUGCCUGGGAUAGAAGAGAAUGACCUAGCAAAAGCUGAUGAUCUUCCCACUGUUUUAAAAAAGCCCCCUGUUUUGGUUUCUCAGCAUGAAAGUCAUCAAGCAAUCUCCCAUAUUCCAACUGGACAACCUCUUUCCCCAAAUGUGGCUCCAGGUUCAUAUGUAAACCACAAUGGAUAUCCUGGCACUUCAAAACAGAACCCCUCCAACCCUCUUCAGCGUUUAAUUCCAGGCUCAAAUUUGGAGAGUGAACACAGAAUUCAAACAGAUAUAUUAAAGCAGGCCACUAAGGAUAGAGUCAGUGAUUUCCACAAAUUGAAGCAAAAUGAUGAAGAGAGAGAGCUUCAGAUGGAUCCUGCAGACUAUGGAAAGCAACGUUUCAAUGAUGUUCUUUAACUCCUAAAAAAAAUAUCACAAAACCUAAAGUGCUGUAAAAUGGAAUCAUUUCUACUUUGUCAUUUUUGACUUCUGUUGUAAAGAUCAGUUGUAUCAGUUGUAAAGAUACAUUGAGAUAGAUGUAAGGAAAAACUUUAAUGAAGGAAUGUACCCAUGUACAUAUGUGAACUUUUUCAUAUUGUAUUAUCAAAGAAGACUUUUGGUUAUGAUACAGUUGAGCCAAAAAUAGAUAAUCUUUGCAUUUAAAGCAAACUAAUGUAUAUUUCACAUUUUUUUGAGCCUAAUUUUUUUCCACAAAUAGACAAAUGGGAGAAAAUGGUUAUGUAGAUGUUUUAUGAUGCACAUAGCAUAGCCACAGUGAGAACAAUUAUUCAGCUGAGAAUUUUUUAUACACUAACAUCUUCUUGUUAGCCCAACAGGUGUUCUGUUCUAUCUGCCCCUCAUUUCAUGCUUUUCAGGAGUUAUGCCUAGAAUAGUUAUGUAAAAGAGGGGAAAUUGGAUGCCAAACACUAGUUAACGUGUACAAAACUGCCUCUCUACUCAAGUGCUAAUGUGUUUUGGCAUAUUAACUUUCAGCUGAGGCCUGAUGGAAUUUGAGAUAAACUUCAAAGACAUAACAGAAUAUAUGAGUUAUUGUUUACGUUAGUUCUUGAAAUUGUGGAAUGCAUGAUGGACGAUAUAUUUUCAAUUUUUUCUUUCUCAAGUAAUAUCAGUACUAUUUAACUAUAGUCAGCACUGGCUAAAAGAAAAUUUUUUUUUCAGAGUUCAGGUCAGUGAAGAUAAAUUAAAUGCCAGAUCCUGAAAGGAGCUAAAUCUACCUUGAAAUGAAUCUACAAUUGAUAUUUCAAAGCUUUUCUGGUAGUUUUAAUGAUCUUAUUUAACUAGACUUUUUCAGAACUACUAAAUAAGCAAUUUUAACAGGUUUUUAUUAAUGCACACAUAAAUAGAUAUACAGUGAGGUCUACAGCUGUUUUAUUAAAAUAGCUUAAAAGUUUAUAAUAAAAAUGAAUCUUUGUAAUUAAUGUUAGUUAAGAACCCAUCAACCUCAUAUUUGCUAGACUUACACAAAAUUGUUUUAAAUGCAUUUUUUGACACUAUUUAGUCAAAUGUGUAAGCUAGCUAACCCUUAUUUUCUUAUUUAAAGCACUUUUAAAUAGUACCUCUCCCCCCAAAAAACUAAAGGUUUGGAUCAUACCAGGAUGUUUAAAGUUGUUUAACCCUGUUUUUCAAAAGGGCUACCAUUAAUUGCAUAUAAACAUGAAAUAUCAGGCAGGGGAUAUAGCUUAGUGAUAGAGUGCUUGGCUAGUAUGUAUAAAGUUCUGAGUUUCUCCCCAGCACCACAAAAUAAACAAACCCAAAACAUGAAAUACUGCACCCCCACAUUAAGUUUCCUGUCAUGAUUCAAACUUAUAGAUAGAUUAUUCACUUGUUGAGGUGCAAAAAUUCUUAGCUUUCAACUGGAAAUUAUUUAAUGACUAGGAAAAGAUGCAGUAAUUUACUAAAAUAGUUUUUUCCACCAUAUCAAACUAAGUAGUGUUCAUGUUUUUGUUAACAGUAGGGUCAAGACUACAGGUAUGAUGGUUCACAUAAUUUUUAAAAGGGAGUUAGUUAAAAGGAAGUGAUGUAUAUCCUUUGGUGUACAUCCUUUUAAAUGACUUUAAAUAGUGAAAAACACCUGUUCAGAAUAAAUUUGGGCAUUAAUGGGAGAGGUGAAUCUAAAAAUAUUCCUAGAAAUAUUUCAUAUUUAAUAUUAUAAAAUCUUUACAAAUGAAAUUACCUUAGUUCCUUUUCAUAAAAAUGAUCAUUUGGUUAUAUGAUAACUAUUACUUACAUAGCAAAAUUUCUUCAAUUGGCAGUCUAGACAUUUUAUAAAUCAAGAAAUUUUGGACCAAUUGAUAAUAUUUCUGACUGUAUUAACAUUUUAGUGCUAUAAAAUAUUAUGUAGAUGUCUUAAAAUUCUGACAUUCUACAAUCUAUAUUACUAUGCUGUUUUUGUUUUACUUCUGCCUUAAGAUUUAGUUUUUUUAAAUGUAUUUUUGCCCUGAAUUGUUAAUUUGAUGAAAGUUCUACUUCUAAAAUCAUCACUUACUGGGUUCUAAUAAAUGAAAAAUUAAACUUGU
Ictidomys tridecemlineatus (thirteen-lined ground squirrel) is the source of this 3592-nucleotide messenger RNA. It is a transcript of the gene Golm2, whose product is annotated as golgi membrane protein 2. NCBI's taxonomy places the organism in Eukaryota, Metazoa, Chordata, Mammalia, Rodentia, Sciuridae. The record is from RefSeq and is a predicted model, not a curated record.